ACAGAACCUUGCGACAGGAACCGAAUGAACUGAAAGCCUAUGAAAUAAGAAAACACAGCUAAGACUGUGGAGCAUGGAUCCAGAAAACAAUCUGAAGCAAUUAACAUACUUAUUCAAAAGGAGUUUGAAGGAGCAAAAUGUACACACACCAUACAAAAUGAAGUGCCACCUAUGUAAAUUGCAAGUGAAGACUUCGAUCUUGGUGAUGUUUUUUAAUUUAACUUUGCUCCUCACUGAAGGCAGGGUACUACCAGAGACUCAGAAUGAACCCAAAUUAUCUGCUGAUCAGAAGACAAAUGUGAAUAUUGUCUUGGAAAGGAUUGACUGCAAAAACAUCAGAAUUAGCAUAGACGAUGUUGGCCAGAAUUUACAAGGCUUCUCCCAACUUAAUAUAGAGUUUCAAGGCUCAUUCAAUGAUUUCCUUUUGAACGGCUGUUCUUCUGUUUCAGAAACAACUAACACUAGGUCUAUAAUACAAACAAUGAACAUAGAAAUCUUUACUAGAAUGUCCAAUUCAUGAACUAGUAUUAGGCACAAAAACAAAUUAUAAACUCUCAUUCAAAAAUAGUUUUGACAAAUAAUUUAAAUUAAUAAGUACUUAGGAUUUUUUCAAUAUACUACAAGCCUCAUAGUGUCCUAAGUACUGUGACCCUUAUUUUUCAAUUCUAUGUACUAUUCACAUAACCACAUAAGCACAAGAUGAAUGGGAGUGUAAAUAAAUUUAAUACACUAGGAAAGUUAGCUUUCCAUUUUUGAGGCAGAAAAGUGUUCUGAGAAAGAAGUGAAUGUAAUAGGUAUUAACAUCACUUCAAAAUUAAUAUCCUAAACUUUCCUUCCUUAAAUUAGUGUUUCUCAAUAUUCCUAAUGCUGCUAUUCUUGACUAGAUUAUCUCAUGUUGUGGCAAUCCAUAUCCAUAAAUUUAUAUUCACUACUACAUCAUUACUCUCAAUCUGUUAAUGUUAUAAAUUGUUAUAUAAAUAUCUGAUACUUAUGAUAUCUGGUAUUUGACCCCAAAGGGUUUACUACCAACAAGAUGAGAACCUCUGCCUUAUACUCAGAAAUCAUAAUUGGCAAGAUUUCUGAAAAUAUAAUCAUGGG
Messenger RNA from Mus pahari (shrew mouse), 1098 nucleotides. RefSeq lists its product as uncharacterized. Gene Ontology annotation, molecular function: pheromone activity. The record is from RefSeq and is a predicted model, not a curated record. The coding region runs from base 74 to 520 and encodes 148 amino acids. The transcript has 4 exons. Lineage: Eukaryota; Metazoa; Chordata; Mammalia; Rodentia; Muridae.